CACCCCGCCUAUUCACCCCCUAUUGGGCUAUUUACCCCCUUUGGGGGCUAUUUCUGCCCCCCCCUUGGUGUUAUUUACCCCCCCAUUGGGUUAUUUGCCCCCCCCGCCUCUCUUUGUCCCCCUCCUCUCACUAUUUGCCCCCUCUUGGGGUAUUUGCACUCCCCCCCCGGGCUAUUUACCCCCUUUGGGGGUCUCCCCCCCCCCCGGGGGGCAAAUAAAGGCCAGAGAUUGGUACCUGCUGCCUCCCCCCGGCUGCUUCCUGUGGGGGGGCCCCAGUGACACCCAGUGUGGGACUGGGAGCGCUGGGAAUGACCAUGGGGAGGGGAUUCACUGGUGGCUACUCCGGGGUUGGGCCCAUCCAUGGCCUUUGGGGGGGUCCAUUUGGGAUCCUGCUCCUCUGGGGGGGGGGGGUGUUAUCCGGAUGCUUCCCAGUUUGGGAACUGGUUUUCCCAGGGUUUAGGGGGGGAUUUGGGGGGUUGGGGGUUGGUUUCGUAUCCCGGGAAUGCCGCCGUUUGGAUCCGCGUCGGCUCCGACCCGCUGCGAUGUUGGAAGCAGGAGCUGGAGCUGGUUAAAGGAUUCCAAUGGAAAAGCGGGAAUUCUUCCCCAUCGAGCUGAAAUGUGGGGAUUUCUGGGAUGUUUCCCAUGGAAUUUGGGGGGAAAAGCUGGGAUUUGGGAGUGUGGAUGCACUCAUCCACAUGGGAAUGGGGCUGGAUGGGUCUCAAACCCCGUUAAAACCAGGGAAUUCCAGAAUUCCAGAUGAAAUUCCCCCCAAAAUGGGCCAAUUCCCAACAAUUCCCCUCCCCUCCGUGGCCUUUUCCCGUUUGUUUGCACUUUUCCUCGUUGGAUUUUGGACUCCCCAGGUUUCACUCGUCCCGGGCUCCGCUCCCAAAAGGAUCCCAAAACGGCCUGAAAGCAGCCUAAAAACCCGGGAAUUCCAUCCACGUGGGAGCUGAGCUCUUCAAUCCCGAGCUCUGGAAGUGGCCGUUGGGAUGCGGAUGCUCGAGCUCUUCCUCCUCCUCUUCCUCCUCCAAGAUGCUGGAAUGUCUCCAAUGGGAGCGAUGGGAAUUCCACAGCCCCGGGGCAGCAGCCGGAGCCCACGGUGGGUGCCACGCACCGAGGACCCCCCUUCGCCCCUCAAGUGGGUGCAGUUCAGAGGCCAAGUGCCCAACGACACCGUGUCCAACUGGAACGACUACGCCAAGAGGCUGGAAUUCGUCUGCUCGGCGGCGAGCUGCGACACGGGCGCCCACGUCCCCGCGCGGGGACCCUUCUGCUUCUACCCCUUCGCCGAGCGGGAGCAUCGCAGCGAGGACUUCAAGCUCCUGGUCAACACCGGUGGCUUCGAGGCGCUGCGCUGGGUGGACGCGUCCUUCGGCGCCGUGCCCGAGGGCGCCGUGGAGAGUUGUCCCUACGACGACAUCUUCGUGGCCAGGACCAGCUACGGCUUGGGCAAGGUGGUGAAGGAGGAACGAGCCGCCUUCGUGGUGGUGGAUGGGGAGGAGGUUUGGUUCAAGUGGUACCAGGUUCUCGUGGCCCACAAGGGUCCAUCCAACGUCACCAUCGGUGAUGUCCUCUACAACGUGAGCGAGGCCGUGGUGAGCACCGAGGACGUCACCCUGACCCAAAGCACGGUGAGGAACCAGGGCUGCGGCGCCCAGCCCAGCGCCAUCCCCAUGGAGGAGGCCACCGAGGUGGAGCACGACUGGGAGCUCACCCCCAAACUCUUCUCCAGCAUCCAAGGGGUGCUCGAAGCCGCCCCAUUGCUCUUCAACGGGACGAGCUGGGACGUGGCCAAUGUCAGCACCAUGCCCUGGGCAGGAGGAGCCAGCACCAGUGAGUACGUGCUCCACAAGCACGUGCUGGAGCAGGAGGUGGCACCCGGCACCGCGUGCGCCGUGGCGCUGGUUGGGCGCCGCGUGGACGCCCGUGUCCCCUUCACCGCCCGGGUGACGCGGGUCUAUGGGGAUGGGUUCCGGCACCGCGUGGCCGCGGCCGGGUGGGCUCGGACCCGCUCGGUGCUGGGUGUCAGCCCCAGCUUCGGGCCCUGUUGGCCCAUUGACGUGGAGCCGCCGUGCCGGGUGUGAGCCCCCAACCCCAUUGGGAAGCCCCCAUUCCCAGCUUGGGAAGCCUUUGGGGGUGAUGGAGGCCGAUUGUCACCGUUGAGCCGCGGCGCUGAGGGCUCCGUCUCCGAAUUUGCCCCCAACCGAGGUGUCAACAAGCCAAAAUGCAGCAAAA
This is a messenger RNA of Strigops habroptila (Kakapo), 2235 nucleotides long. Its product is annotated as natterin-3-like. NCBI's taxonomy places the organism in Eukaryota, Metazoa, Chordata, Aves, Psittaciformes, Psittacidae. The transcript is spliced from 4 exons. The record is from RefSeq and is a predicted model, not a curated record. Bases 990 to 2084 code for a protein of 364 amino acids.